GCUUCUGACGUAACUACCACCAACUUGUCACCAAAGAUGGCGAUUUGCUGAGUGCUCAUGGAUAUCCACAUUUUACGGCUAGCUGUUAUCCUACCAAAAACGUCAAGUGUAAAAACAAAUUAACCGCACAUCGAGCCGAUACUUAAUCGUUGGAAGAACACCGGCGACAACGUUGGCCACCGCCACCAUGCAAAUCACACUAAAAACACUGCAACAGCAGACUAUUCAAAUUGAGAUAGAUCCCGAACAAACGGUGAAGGCCUUAAAAGAAAAGAUAGAAGCAGAGAGAGGAAAAGACAAUUUUCCCGUGUCCGGACAGAAGCUGAUAUAUGCUGGAAAAAUUCUUCAAGAUGACACACAAAUUAAGGAGUAUAAAAUUGAUGAGAAAAAUUUUGUCGUAGUCAUGGUGUCCAAGGCGAAGACUGCAGCUGCUGCUGCGGCACCUCCUGCUUCGGAAGCACCCAAACCCCCUGCCCAGGAUUCUGGUUCCACGUCAGUUCCCACUUCUACUUCAAGCUCAACCCCAGUCCCAACCUCCACCCCUGCAGCUGUUCUCACACCCCCUGAGGAGGUCAAGGAGGAGCCAAGUGAUACAGCAACAGAACCCCCGCAACCAGCCAGUUCCAGUGGAGGGAGCCUGGGUUUGGAUGCCUCAUCUGCACUGGUGACCGGAGCAGAGUAUGAAGCAAUGCUUAAAGAGAUCAUGUCGAUGGGUUAUGAGAGGGAGCGAGUGGUGGCAGCACUUCGGGCCAGCUUCAACAACCCUCACAGAGCUGUCGAGUACCUUCUCACUGGUCUCCCGAGCAGUCCAAUCCAAGACACGAAUCCCCCGGCACCUACGCCAGCAUCUGGACCCACAGAAGCGCCGUCUCUCGCAGAAGGAGAGAACCCUCUUGCAUUCCUGCGGACUCAGCCCCAAUUUCUUCACAUGAGGCAGGCUAUCCAGCAGAACCCAGCUAUGCUUCCAGCUCUCCUGCAACAGCUUGGCAGGGAGAACCCUCAACUCUUGCAGCAAAUUAGUCAGCACCAGGAGCUGUUCAUUCAAAUGUUGAACGAGCCGGUGGGUGAGGGCGGGGAGGCGCCUGAGGUCGGCGAGAUAGGUGCGGCGGGCGAGGAGGGUGCGCCCGUCAACUAUAUCCAAGUCACACCUCAGGAGAAGGAGGCCAUUGAAAGGCUAAAAGCACUCGGCUUUCCCGAGGCGCUCGUCAUCCAGGCCUACUUUGCCUGCGAAAAGAACGAGAACCUGGCCGCCAACUUCCUCCUCAACCAGGGCCUGGAAGACGACUGAAGAGCCGAGACGGGCCGGCCACCUUCCCGCUCCUCCCCUCCCACCCCUCCCCUCUUCAAAGACUGCACGCCCAAUUUACUUGUACAGCCACCAACCUCAGCUCCACUCGACAGGAGAGAGGGAGGGGAGAGCCAGAAGGGAGCGGGGUGGGACGGGACGGACGGGGUCAGGUUGUGACCAAUCCAAAUGGAAGUUUUGUGCAGGAAGGUCAGACUUAAAUGUUACGUUAGCUCGUGUGAAAGAGGGUGGGCAAAUCCACGUGAAUUCCAAUGGAAUGUGUGGACUUUGUUUAGGGGGACAUCCACAAUUUGAUUUUAGAUGCGCUUUGUGAACACUUAAAGGGAGGGGGGGCUGAAGUUGCUGCGCUAAGUGUGCGCGUGUGUGUGUGCGUGCGUGUGUGAGUGUACACGUCUGCGUGCCUGUGCAGAUAUGAUACACGUACGCCUGACGGAAUCAGUUUGCAUUGCCUAAGUUUGUUCAUGCUGUAGCUGAGCACAUUCGUCCCUUCUACAACAUGAUGAGCAUAUUUUUAGCGCCCACAAACUGGUCUCGCUGUGGGUUAUUUGGGGGGGGCUGUCACAGAAUCAACUGACAAUAUUUGGUCUUGCCUCGCGUCACGUUAAAGACAGCAGCCAAUCAGAAUCCUUGCACAUUCUUCUGUAUGUUAAGUAACUCAAUGUAACUUGCGCGAGCUUCGCUGGUCGCUUCUGGUGCAUACCGUAUUCUGCAAUUUACAAAACGAAGUUAAAAAAAAAAAGAUUCCGCAAUGAUUGUUCCCAACAACUAAAAAAAGAAAAAAAAAACAGGCUGCUGUUUUCAUGCAAAUCACAAUUUUAAAUCACUCAUAGCUGCUUAGAUACAUGCUUUUGUUUGGUUGACCAUUUAGUUAACUGCUCCCUUUCCGUUAGUUUGCGAGGAAAAAAAAAAGUUGUAGUAAUUGUAUGACACUUCAUAUGGAAUUAUUCCACAUCUCACUAAACCGCUAAGUUCUUUGACAUGCAACAGUAAAGGAGUCGAUGCAACCCCCCAUGUGACUCACGAAUUGUAAUAGCUUUAACUUAGGUGAACAUUUAUUUGCUUUCAAAUAUGCUUUACUAAUAAUGAACUUUUAUCUUCAAUUUCCAUAUUUGUUAAGUCCCCCAAAACAAUACGUAGUGAACAUACCGAACUAGGAUUGAAUCAAAUUCAAGUUGGUACACUUUGAAAUGAAGUACAUUUCAAUUCUGUUAUAUAAAUUUGAUCUCGGAAGUUCAUUUUGAGGAGAGAACGGUCAUCAUAUUGUACCGUUCACCUGGGAUUACUGUAAAAUGUUGCGCCAGAAUGAGCAUGUAUGGCACCUUCAUUUGUUUCUUAAUGUUAAACAAAUUGUAUCGGAUAAGAAGAGCAAAUGUUCACAGUGUGAUUCUGUACGUGUGAGGGCAGUUUGUGCUUGACUGUCUUUGCAGCAUCAACAUUAUCUUGGACUAUGCUGUGCUACAUUAAAUAUCAGCGGUCUUUCAGGCAA
Syngnathus typhle (broad-nosed pipefish) is the source of this 2792-nucleotide messenger RNA. RefSeq names its product UV excision repair protein RAD23 homolog A-like. Bases 188 to 1288 code for a protein of 366 amino acids. The transcript is spliced from 9 exons. The record is from RefSeq and is a predicted model, not a curated record. Gene Ontology annotation, molecular function: damaged DNA binding; ubiquitin binding; proteasome binding. Gene Ontology annotation, cellular component: cytosol; nucleoplasm. NCBI's taxonomy places the organism in Eukaryota, Metazoa, Chordata, Actinopteri, Syngnathiformes, Syngnathidae. Gene Ontology annotation, biological process: nucleotide-excision repair; proteasome-mediated ubiquitin-dependent protein catabolic process.